GCCUGCUUCUUCCUCUCCCACUCCCCUGCUGUGUUCCCUCUCUCGCUGGCUGUCUCUCUGUCACAUAAAUAAAUAAAAUCUUUAAAAAAAAAAAAAAAGAGACAAUCGACUGAGCUACCCAAGACCCACAUUUUUUGCUUCUUAAUGGCCAUUCUGUUUUGCCAUGUGAACACUUGGAGGAUAGAUCUAGGACACCUAAUGUGAGAGACGGGAACUCACGAAGGAGAAAAGGAAUUGCUGAAGUUGGUAUAGGAAUUCAAUAAAUGAUAAAAGAAAAUGCCUCUAACUUUAAGAAAGACUUGCAAUUUCAAAGGGCUCACUGAGUUCCAGGAUGAAAUUGAGAAAAAAGACACACAUCAAGUAACAUCCUGUAAAAUUCCUCAAUUCCCAGGAUUAAGAGAAUUUGUAUAAGCUUCCAGACAAAAAUAACAAAUAACUUAUAAAGAAGCCUCAGACUGUUCUUCGGGCUUUUCAUUUACAACACUGGAAGCUAGAAGACUAUGAAUAACAUCUAAUGACAACCGAAAGUAAAUGACCUUGGCCUAGGAAUUCUACAACCCCACCUGACAAGUCUCACCCAUCAGGAUGAAAGUAAUUUGUGGAUAUGAUGUCGCGAACAGAAUAUAUCACCCACACACUCCAUUUAAGGAAUUUAUUCCAAAGAAGAUCCUCUUUCCAAGCAACAAAUGAAGCAAAGCAAAAAUCUCAGGAUAGGGGAAGAUGAAGAACAAGGAAACAGUAAUGAAUGUUUCUAUAUUAAAUGCCCCCACAGCCAGUUCUAUUAGGACAUCCUCCAGGCCUCCCUUCAAAACCUAUCCAGAAUCUGACCACUUCUGCUUCACCAUGGGGUUCUUCAGCCGGGGCGCGGUAUAUUUGGCAAAAGACAGAGUCACAAGAGAAAAGCCAGUGUGUGAGCAUGUGCGUGGUGCAUACACAUGGGAGUUAUCAGAGAUACGGAUCCCAAGGCCCAGAGCCGGUGAGCAAUUUGCCCAAGGACACAAGGGUUUGAAGAGAGCUACUGUCAAACCAGGAGGGAGGUGGGCAAGAAGCAAGCCCCUGGGCUGUGCCCACCUGUGGUGUCUGCAUCUGUGGGGCCACCAGCCGUGGAUCUUGGCCCUCUCCCCACCCCAGCUUAUCCCCAAAGCACUCCAAACUCUGCUCCUCUCCGCAUACCUCUCAGUUUUUUUCUCAGAAAUAAUAAGUCUUUGGUCAUGGGAGAAAGAGUGGAUGCCAGAGGAGACUCCACUAUAUAGAAUGCUGCGGUUCCUGGUGCUCUGCUGCCAGCCCCCCAGGCCUCUUGACGCUGGUGAUAGGGUCUCCAUUUUACAGAUACAACAAUAUUUUACCCAUUUUCUGGAAGUGGCUGUGUUUCAACAUAAUCCAAAAGGAGUUGACUUACCCUUUAAUUUCCUGGACCUUCUGGUUGGAGUUGCUGUGUUCACUGCAGUCUUGCUCAUGUUGGCUGUUGGCUUCAUCUGGCUCUUGACUAGAACCCACAUUAAGAAAAUUCUCUGGGUCAGAACAUGGCACCACAGCCUGCCUAUAGCACCUGCUUUUGACGUGAUGGCCCUCUGCAGAUACCUUCCCUUCAACCCUUCCCAGCCUAAGUCUCAUGCCAAGGUUCCAGAUGGUGCUCAAGUUCUGGAAAUCAGAAGUCUGAAAUCCAUUUCACCGGGUCAAAAUCAAGGUAUCAAGAGAGCUGCCAGGGGAACAUCCAUUUACUUGCCUUUUCCAGUUUUUAGAGCUGCAUUCUUUGGCCUCUGGCCCCUUACCCAUCUUCAAAGUUCCAAGGAUUAGGACCUGGAUAUCUUUAGGGGCCGGGAUUGAGCCAUCCCCCCACCCCCUCCAGUCCAUAACCACCACGGCUUCACCAGCGCAUGCCCUGGAGUUGGCGGCUCCUGAGGAAGACCUGACCAGGGAAGCUUUUGGAAGCACAGAGAACGAGACCUCAAGCAAGUGGGAGAAGGGACAGAGGGACAAAAUCUCCCCGCUGAGUGCAGGACCCAAUCUCACCACCCACGAGAUCAUGACUGGAGCUGAAACCAAGAGUCAGAUGCUUAACCUACUGAACCACCCAGGAACCCCUGCCUCAUUCAAUUCUAUCUUUCAUUUGCUAAAAACACCUGCUAAGGCUCUUGGGUGGGGGCAGGGAAUGGAACAGUCCCUACUUCCAGCUGGUGUUGGAGAUGGGCUCUAAAAUGACUAGCCAAGUUGUAGAAGAGAAAGCAGGUAAUUAUGGCUGGGGGUGUAGGGACAGCUUUAUAGAGGAAGAAACCCUUGAAAGAUGGAGCUUUGAGGGCAGACUGAGAUUCAGAGCUAUCAACUAGUGAGUACUGAUUUCCCACAAAGGAACUACGUCCUGGGGUCUCUGGCUAGCCUCUCGGACUCCUGUAGACCUAUAGGUCUCCUCAACUUGUUGAUUUCCUGGAGUCUGGGAAAACUCAAAGUACACUGGACUCUGCUCUCUGUAUACAAAUAUGCUCAAAUGAGCUUUGGUCUGGCUGGGAUUUAAAGUGGCCAGGCCAGGAAAGGGGAAAUGGAGGUGAGAGUGACCUCUGACCCCUGAACAGACAGCAGAGUGUGCCCUUAUCCACAGGUUCUGCCACUUCAGCUCCCCCAAGCUGAAGUGCUGGUGCUGGUUCCCUGGAGGCAGGUGUCCUGCUUGGCCACCCCGGCCUGGUCAGUGGGAGAAGCCCAGCCUCUUCUGCUGGCCUAUCUUAUAAUAACAGGUACGGAGUGCCAGAAAAUGUGGCCUCCUCUUUACUGGGCCCAAGGAACCUGGCUUGCUCAGGGAAAUGCUGUCAGGUAACCCAGAGGUGACCAAGUGCACUGUUAGUUGAAGUAUGGCCCAGGCCUGAGAAUGGCCCAGAGUUCCUUGGAGGUAUUUGUUACAGGCAUGUCCCGGAAUCUACUUCCAGGUGCCCUGUACCCCAUCUCUGGAAUGGUCCUGGGAUCUACUGUGUCAGUUUCUCUGGGUGAUUCAGAUAGAAAACCUCUGAGCCCACCCUCCUUUUGCAUCCAGUGAGUGGACCGGAGUCCGAUAGGUGAAGGGAUUGGUGUAGACACUCUGGCUGAGCUAGGAAGAGACCCCCAGGACCACUCCUAGUCCAGUGCUUGUCGCCACACUCAACACUGUUGGUUUUACCUGCACAGCCUCUCGCUGUGAAGACCUGGAGUCCAGGUCCUCGACAUUUGGCCUGGUAGCCAGAUCAGUGGGCUGACAGUUGCUGUAAGAGCAGAGAACCCAGGAGUUGGAAACUGAAGCCUGAAACUGGCUCCUGAAAGCUGUUUUACAGUUUUUGUAGCCUGUAGUUUUCUUAUGAACAAUCCCCUCUGCCCAGUCCUCCCACAUGUCCAGCUCCCAGCCCUCAGUCCUGGCCCCAGCCCUACUUGAACGCACAUCUUCAUAAACACCCACACUGUGCUGCGGUCCCCCUUCUGCUGCCUUCUGCCCCCUGCAUCAAAAAGAGAACAAAGAUGGGAGCACCUGGGUGGCUCAGUUGGUUAAGCAUCUGACUCUUGAUUUUUUGGCUCAGGUCAUGAUCUCAGGGUUGUGAGAUGAAGCCCUGCAUCGGCCCCAGCGCUCAGUGAGAAGUCUGCAUGUCCCUCUCCCUCCCCUGCUGCCCCUUCCCCGCCUCAAAUAAAUAAAACCUUUUAAAAAGUGAACAAAGAUGAAUGAAGAACAUAUUGGCACAGGGAAAGCCCUGAAACUGGCAUCAUAAGACUUGAGUUGCAGCUCUGUGUGAACUUAAGUCCCUGACCUUCUCUCCGUCCUGUACAAGACAGCAUUUAGUAUGUUUGUCCCUCUGGCUUCCUCUUCUAGCUUGGUUACUCCACCCCCAGCCCGGAAAAGACAGGAGAGACAAACCAACCCCUCCCACUUCACCGUGGGGACCCUGGUUUUGCUCACAGUUGUAUUCCCAGUAGCUUGCACCGUGGUGCCACGUAGAAGGUGACCAGUAAAUAUUUAUUGUAUUAUGAACAAAUGUGGACUUAGAGGCACAGAGCCGCUAGUAAUUAGGGAAGCACUUGAGCUUCCAGCUGCGCUCCCUACCAGCGAGUUCAGUAAACUUCCGUGAAUAGCUUUGCGCUUGAUGGUCUGCUGGGAACCAAUAAAACCCUAGAACAUGGAGUUGGCCGUUUCAUCUGUCAAAUGAUGGGCCUGAUAAGAUGGGCCCUUCUUUCUCUGCCUUUUCUCUCAAACUUUGUCCCUUCCCCUCCCAUCAGUUAGCCUCAGGCUUAUGCCCCAGGGUGGGUGUCUGCUCUUCUGAGCCCCUGCCCCUCAGGGAAACCCAGCCCACUCUUCCUCCCUUGUUCGUAGAUUGAGGUAUGUGCGCAGCCUAAGUACCUUUCAGGCUGGGAAAAAGGAAAGAAGCCAGACAUUUUUGGAUCUAGCUCCUUCUCUUGAUACACAUGACCUCUUCAAUCUUCCAGGACCAGGGGGUCCGCAGUACUUGCUGAACACCAGACCCUGCCCUAAGCAGUCUGGAGGAAUCAGAUCGGACACACGGUUCCUGCUAGAAGCCAACCGUGUGUCUGGGGGAGGAGCCCACACAUGGAAGAUGGAGGGACGACACGUGGUGUCACGGGUCAGCACAUGGUUCACUCCUCAGUGAGGAGAAUAAAGAACUUAGCGUCAGAGGUGGAGCUUUGGCGCCUGAGUUCUGACCCCGUGCUAAGGAGCAGUAGGACCUUGGGCAAGUUAUCUUAUAGAUAUGAGCCAUAGUGCUGUUCUCUAUCAAGGGUGUAAAACAGGGACCCUCAUGAAACGCACAGUCCCCUUUAGACCCACAUCACAGUAAUAGCUGCUGCAGACAACAUGCAUGGGGGGGGGUGUAAACUCCAUGGUCGGAAAUCAGAGGAGAAAAAUGACAUUUGCAUAGUCUCGAAGUGUCUCCCCCAAGGCACUCACGAAUUGCGAAGAAGAGAGAAAGAGGAACUUUUACUGUGGAGAAACCUGGUCGACAUCACCUUCAUCAAGGGCUCAAGGUUAACGUGACCUGGAAGUUAAGCAAUCAGCAUCACGAACCCCCUGGAAUGGUGCUCUGAGAAGGACACAGCAUCGCUUCAGGGGUAUCCUUGCCACAAGCACAUAACCUCAACCAUGCAUGAGACAAACAUCAGACUAACCCAGAUUAAGAGACUUUCUACAGAAUAAUCA
Molecule: messenger RNA, 5161 nt
Organism: Ailuropoda melanoleuca (giant panda)
Lineage: Eukaryota; Metazoa; Chordata; Mammalia; Carnivora; Ursidae
Exons: 11
Coding region: 721-1797 (358 amino acids)
Source: RefSeq, a predicted model, not a curated record